Molecule: messenger RNA, 1029 nt
Organism: Papaver somniferum (opium poppy)
Lineage: Eukaryota; Viridiplantae; Streptophyta; Magnoliopsida; Ranunculales; Papaveraceae
Exons: 2
Coding region: 1-1029 (342 amino acids)
Source: RefSeq, a predicted model, not a curated record
AUGGGUUCUCUGUAUAUUUCUAGUAGAUUGUUCUUAAUUCGUCCAUGGUCUCCAUUUAUUGAACAACAUAUUGGUUCAAUUAGAUCUGUACCUGUAUGGAUGAUAAUUAGAGAUUUGCCAAUUCAUCUUUGGAAUGCUACUGGAUUUUCUAGGAUUUGUAGUCUUGUAAGAACUUCAAUUAUGACUGAUACUCCUAUAGCAAUGAAUACUAGAAUGUCCUUUGCUAGAGUUUGUGUAAAAAUUAAUUCAACCUGCACCUUUCCUUCAGAGCUUCCUUAUCAAAUUGACGAUAAAAAGUAUAAGGUGAGGGUUGAAUAUCCAUGGAAGCCUACUCUAUGUUCUUUUUGUAAGAGUUUUGGGCACUCAAGUGCUAAGUGUGGUUCCAAUCCUGCACCUAAGUACAAAAAAAGGUGGGUUCCUAAAACUAGCAAUGCUGCAACAACCACUACGAAAGUUCAUGAGACUAGUGCAGGGGAGACAACAGAAGCGGUUACAAGGUCUGUGCACCAAGACUUGGAGGUGGUGGCUCAAUCAAAGGAGAAUUUGACUGCUGGUAUACAACAUGAUGGGGUCAUAGAAGUGGCAGUGGAACCUUCAAUAGAAAAUUGGACUGUUUGUAAUAAAAAGAAGAAGAAAUCAAACAAAAAAGGUACUUCGCAAGUUCAACCUUGCUCCCUGAACCCUUUUUCUGUUUUAGAUACAUGCGCUGAUAGUGUGAAUGCAGAAUUAGAUGAAUCUUUGACAGGGAGUAGAGAAGAAGAAAUUAGAGAACAAGAGGGUAACAAGGAAGUCAGCGAUGACAAAGUAACAAUUGAAUCUUGUGGUGAUUCUAGUGAAGAGUCGGGCUAUGAAACAAAUAAUGAAGGUAUUGGAGGAAAGAAAGCCGACAUUAAAAAUGUAUUCAGUGGCAUGGUAGAAAGGCAAUCCAAGAUAAACCUUGAAAAAGAACUCGCUAAAGUAAAUUGGCCUGGGGUUACAAACAAUGAUAUGCUUGGUAGAGGGAAAAGAACCCCUGCUAGGAAGAAAUAG